UUUCCCUCCUUGCUUGCUAAAUGCCUAUAUCUCCAGACUCCAGUAUCCACUUUCUCUCUCCUCCGUGUCACACUAAUCGGCGGUCUGAAAGCCUUUUUCUGUUUCGAACAUUCGCUCACCAUUUAUCCGUCAUUUCCUAAGAAUUCUCUCUCUCUCUCGCACACACAGUAGUCAGUAGAGAGUAUAUCACCUCUUAUACUCUUAGCGGAUUCCAUUUUCAUUCUUCCUCUGCUUCUCACUUCUCAGCUGAUGAUGAUGAACGAGGUUAAGGAAGACAAUCAUUAUAUUGCUGACUUUGGAUAUGGAGGCUCAGAUUUUAGACAUUUAUGGGCUGAACCUGAAAAAGAUCAAGCCUCUGCACUAUAUCUUGAUGCAAGUUUUGAGAAAGCGUUCAAAAUUGAUGAUGUAUCGUCGGUAUUCCAUUAUGAGCUAAUUGCCGAAAAUGGUGGGCUGGAUUCCUAUAUGACUGAAGGGAAAGGCGAACUAAGAUGCAGUGAUUUUGAUGAAAUUCUGCAUGAAGAUAUAAUAACCAACCUCCCUCUAGCAGUCAGUAUCUCGCAUGCAUCUGAAGAUCACUAUUUGGAUGUUGAUUUUGCUAAAAAGGUUCCUGAUCUGGAUUGUCAAUUCUGUGACGAGUGGAAUGCGGAUAGCUUGAGAUCUGAGAUCAACUCUCCAGGAACUAGCGAUGAAGAAGUUGGGGCAUCAGAAUCAUCCAUUCUACCGCCCCAAUGUCUUAAUGAUCAAAUUGUGAAAAUUACUUCUGAUGAAAUGCCUAAUGACUCUGGAGGCGACUCUAGAUAUCAGAGACCAGUUGAGGACAAGAUGGAUUUAAAAUGCUCACUCCUCUGUGAUAUUCAAGAUGCUCAGGAUACUAAUGAUGUUCGAAAUACUUUGGAGGUUGGAAGUUCUUUUGCUUACGAAGGAAAGAAAGCACAAUUUUGUAUUACCUCUGUUAAAUCACCAUAUACUUCCAUAUGUACGCAUGAUGAAGUUGGCGAAUUGAGUCAAGGCACUAAAGAGGAAGAUUUUUGCGUGGAUGACCUGUCACCUGACAGCUGUGCUGAAACUGAAAUAGUCAGAGUUAGGCAAAGGAGACUGUGCAGACCACCACAGAGGUAUCUUGAUGGAUCGCCGUUGUUAAAGUCAAGACUUCAUAGGGGAAAGAAACCUCCUACCAGCAUGCUGAAGGAUGAAGAUCUUGGAGCUGAGUCUCAGAAUAAGCAUUGCAGGAAGGGAUUGGAAAUAAAAGCGUCAAAGACUUGGGCAAGAAAUUUGGAACAUGAGACAGAUGACGAAUAUGAGCCUGUUGAGUCUAGCUUUAAUAUCAGAAAAUCUAAAAGGAAUGACCGGAGGAAGAACUGCAAGCCCUGGACAUUGGAUGAGGUAGUAGCAUUAGUUGAUGGUAUGUCUAAGUUUGGCAUAGGACAAUGGACUGCUGUAAAGAAAGCCUUCUUCUCAUCUUCACGUCGUACAGCUACUGAUAUCAGGGAUAAGUGGCGAAACCUUGUAAAGACUAAGUGUAGAAGUUCAAACGGAAGAAAGGACGAUCAGCAGAGGAAUGGCGUACAACCGUUGCCAAAACCUGUGAUAGAACGAGUGAGAGAACUUGCUAGUGCUCCUGUUGUGAAGUGUAGAUCCAAGAGUGGGCGAAAACUUUCAGGCUCAAGAUGCAGUGAUAUGACCCUUUUUUUGGCUGAGUAAGGCGGUUCAUUUCAUGUUUACUGGAAGCAGCAUUUGUUGAGUAAUUACAGCGGCAAAAUUUUUGCAAUUGUUGAACUUUUUCCAGAUAAAAUUGAAUUGAGUGGUCUAAACUUCGACCCAUAUAUCUUCAAACUGAGGUAACCAUAGGCUGACUUAUCAAGAGUUCUUAAUAGCUUUUUGGCAUUACAGAAAAACUAGGCAAAAUUAUACAGCAUAGUUAAGCUCCUUUAGCAAUCUACAGAGAAAGGAUGUGUAAAAAAAAGUCCCGGAAAGUUGGGUGGUGCUAUCAUCUGCCAAUUGUAUGUUUCUAAUCUUGUAAAGUAUGUUGGAACUUGCCAAAUCUGGGUUAGAUUUCAUGAUGGUAACCGUUCUUAUGCUGAUGUUGCACAAAUGAGCAUCAUGUAUCUCCUUUUCGUUUUCCUCACCAGUCCACAACUCUUCAGACUCCAGGGACCUUUACAUGUCCGUUUUAUGCCAUAAGCAGCUGUUGCUCGAAAUCCAAACAACAGUAAGAAGAUACUACUCGAUAUCGGGUAAUUGAUGUUAAGAAUUGAGAUUGAUGCACAAUAUGAAUUGGAAUUGACCGAUUGGGAGGUACUCCCUCUGUUUUUGUUUUUUUAAGUUUACCUAUUUUUUUGGGUACAUUUGUUGAUGUACUAAUUUGAAUCUUAAUAUCUCUAAUCAUCUAUAACUAAAAAAUUACGAAAAGUUGAUAUUUGAA
This is a messenger RNA of Beta vulgaris subsp. vulgaris (sugar beet), 2422 nucleotides long. RefSeq lists its product as hypothetical. The transcript has 8 exons. Bases 250 to 1701 code for a protein of 483 amino acids. NCBI's taxonomy places the organism in Eukaryota, Viridiplantae, Streptophyta, Magnoliopsida, Caryophyllales, Amaranthaceae. The record is from RefSeq and is a predicted model, not a curated record.